Messenger RNA from Colletotrichum scovillei, 225 nucleotides. RefSeq lists its product as uncharacterized. NCBI's taxonomy places the organism in Eukaryota, Fungi, Ascomycota, Sordariomycetes, Glomerellales, Glomerellaceae. The record is from RefSeq and is a predicted model, not a curated record. The transcript has 3 exons. Bases 1 to 225 code for a protein of 74 amino acids.
AUGGUUUCUUUUUGUUCUCUAAGUGCGCUAUCACAAAUGAAGUUCAUCGCCAUCGUCGCCACUGCUCUGGCGUCUCUUGCCCUGGCUGCGCCCAACCCCGAAGGUCAGACAACUUCAAUCAAACUCAGCAAGGACUAUGUCGACGCCAUCAUAGCUGCGUAUCCCGAUGUCCAUAAGCGCGACUGUAGCUUCGACUUUAGCUGUGGCUGCAUCUUCUGCGUCUAG